AGCAUAACUGAGUUUCUCCCGAGUCUUGAGUACUUAAAACGAUCUCGUUUUCCCUCUCUAUCUUGACGAACGCACUGUUUCUCUGUUUUCUCUUACUGAUUCAGCAAGAUUAAUUAAUUAGAGAUGUCGAUGGCGAGUACUGUAGAUGCUACCGGGAAUCCGAUCCCGACGUCGGCUGUUCUGACGGCAUCAUCGAAGCAUAUAACGUCGAGAUGCUUCCAAGAGAAUAUUGAGUUUCUUAAGUGCAAAAAGAAGGAUCCGAAUCCUGAGAAAUGCCUUGAGAAAGGCCAACAAGUUACUCGCUGCGUCCUUGGCCUGCUCAAGGAUCUUCACCAAAGGUGCACAAAACAGAUGGAUGAUUAUGUUGGCUGCAUGUAUUACCAUACAAAUGAAUUUGAUUUGUGUCGCGAACAGCAACAAGCAUUUGAGAAAGCUUGCCCUUUGGAAUGAGUAGACAACUGAACUUGUAAUGCCAUGUUUUGCAAUAAUUUAGAGCAGCUUGCAAUGAGCGUACACUGAUGUUGCCUACAUUUUUUCUGAAUUUUGGCGUGAAUUGUCACCGUUCUGCUAAGCUCGGAAUGUUUUUUGGCAAUUGUUUCCAAUUAAAGUGGUCCUUAAACCUCCUUUCAGAGUUUAAGCACAUACGCUUAUUACAUAAUAACUUGUCUUUUAAAAUAUUUGGGAUAGCUGAUA
Molecule: messenger RNA, 693 nt
Organism: Mercurialis annua (annual mercury)
Lineage: Eukaryota; Viridiplantae; Streptophyta; Magnoliopsida; Malpighiales; Euphorbiaceae
Product: NADH dehydrogenase [ubiquinone] 1 alpha subcomplex subunit 8-B
Exons: 3
Coding region: 124-450 (108 amino acids)
Biological process (GO): mitochondrial electron transport, NADH to ubiquinone
Source: RefSeq, a predicted model, not a curated record